Molecule: messenger RNA, 1462 nt
Organism: Aspergillus versicolor CBS 583.65
Lineage: Eukaryota; Fungi; Ascomycota; Eurotiomycetes; Eurotiales; Aspergillaceae
Exons: 3
Coding region: 20-1327 (435 amino acids)
Source: RefSeq, a predicted model, not a curated record
CCAGAACGCUAACCACAGAAUGAACGGACUAACCGAUCACCUCAGCACCAUUCACAUCGGCGACGAGCCUGAGGUGCACGAACCUGAGGUGCCAGACCAGUUAAUCUUCAACCCCCAGGAUGAUAGCGGACUGGACCCCAAGGCACUCGACAACAUACCCCGUUACCUGUUUCGCAUUGUCAGUCCCGAGUCAGACGGUCACACGGAUUCCACUUGGGUCCAUUCGCGGGAUGCCUGUGAUAACACUCCGUCCUCUACGGAGGAUAUUUUCUCUGGUUUGGAUGAUGGCAGGCGAGGCCAUAUAGCGUGGACUCUCAAUCGCCAUCUUCGAUGGUGGCCAAAGGAUGACCGAGGAGACAACUAUGUGUCGUGGACGACCUCGCUCCUCUUCGCAAUACAAUAUAUCUACUACCGACAUCAGCACCAUCGAGACCAGUCAAGCCUGGAGGAUAUCGACCUGUACGUGGUAGACACAGCGCAAUUCCCUCGUGGCACUUUUCUUCGAGAUUUGGAUCUCAUGGAGGCCUUCCACCCAUACGACACUCACCCCGAGGGAAAGAACCUGGACAAUUUCUUGGAACUGCGAAAGAAACCUAGGUUUUAUUUUGGAGAAUACCUUUCCCAAGGGUCACUGAAGAUUGAGGGGAAGUGCCAAAGGAUCUCUGCCGCAGCGCUCUUUGAGAAUAACGCAUUGUACCGGUUGCAGCCCCAAUUUGGAGAUAUAUCCAACCCACCUGAUGCGCAGGUAUUCUGGGUGAAGGAGGUUAAUCGUAUUCGCGAUGCCGUUUACCAACUGCCAGAACGUCUGUCCAUGCAGGAAAUGAGAAAUCGUUUGCAGGCGGUUGGGGAGCUUGCAGCUCACUUUCCACCGGGCUGGCAAUUCCCCCUCGCCAUAUACUUUGCAGGUCUGAUAAGUGAUGAUUCGGUUACUGAGGAGGAAGAAAUCGCAUAUGAUAGUGUUCUUUUUGCAUACUUUCGCUCUCAAGAUUUCUACGGAGGUCACAAGCAUUUCGGCCCUAGGAGGUUCAAGGUCGUCGCACACGCAUCAAUGCCCGAGUUGCAACGAGUCGAAGAGCUGGUCCGCGAAAUAAAUAAGGACUCGCGGCUGAGAAUGGCCCUCGAUCGUCUUCAGCGGGCGGAAAUAGCCAUUCAGGGAAUAGGCAUCAUAAUCCCCUUUCCAACCCUGGACGACAGUUUUUCGGUCUCGGAUUCCAAUGCGGUGUUGGCUCGCGCUGGGAACGAUGUGCUGUCCACGGUGGAGAGCAUACGGCAACUAUGUGACCAGCUGGUCCAAACCAUCAAACCGAACAAUCAACAACAGGCAUGAUUCUUUUUCAGUUUGCGUUGAUCUGUUAUUUAUUAUAUUGUUUUCUAUCCUGUACUUGAGCAAUUUGUCAACAGUGCGCUGUAGCCCACUGUCCGUUGUAUGUUGUAUACGCUCCUUGAUAUAUAUCUGCCUCCC